AUGAACAGCGUGAUAAUCACGUUUUCUUCCCGAUUACAAGAAGCAGAGGACCACGUACGAAGUCUCUGGAACACCGUCUGGAACUCCUGUUCACAAUCUGGUGGUGGCAAUCCGAUCUUCAACCAAUUAAACAAGAUGUCAUCGUUAGCAACCAACACUCCAAGAAGUCCAUCGACUGCUAAACAAAGCCCUCCAAAGAAGCGAGCAGUCUGCAAGAAGGUAUCCUGGUCACGCUACGAUUCGGUGAAUAUCUCUGGCCAUCUGCUGAUGCUCCCACGACGAUUCGCUAAUUUGGAAAUCAUCGAAGCUGGUCCCAGUCGGACCGUAUGUUCUGGCGCCGACUUACUGACGGAAGAAAAUGUGAUUAUCCGAAAGACUUUGCUCAAAGAUCAGGAACAAACUGCCCAAGUCUAUCAUAAUCUGAAAUGGGGACGACUUUUGCCGCAUCCAAAUAUCCUUUCGGUUUUGGACGCGUUCGAAGCUGGUGACAGUCUCUAUACGGUCACGGACAUGAUGGACGGACGUCUAGCCGACAUCGUCGAUGAGAAUUUGAACCACUUUGUGAUUGCCAAAAUCGUCUAUCAACUGCUGUCCGCGCUCGAGCCACUGCAUUCGAAUGGACUUUACCAUGGGAAUAUCACCCUGAAUUCCGUCUUCAUCAAUACAGAUGCAGUACUGAAACUGUCGUCUUACGGAGACGUCACACAAAGUGUUAGCGAAGAAAAAACAAAAGAAGAUAUCAUGUCCGUGGGCUCGAUUCUGGCUCGUCUGCUGCUUGAAGAGGAGUCGUUUUUGAAGCUGUCAAAAAUAAAAAGUCAUAACGAUCUGGAUUGGCGGACGAUUCUUCAAGGCAAUACCGAAUCGGGCCUUAUCGACUUCCAUGCUCGCAACAUGCUCUACCUACUGCUAGGGGCUCGGUGCUCCUUGUCCGAUCUGCUCAGACAUCCAUAUUUGUUCACGUUCCGGAAGAAUGCUGGCAAUGUGCCACAAAUUGAUGCUGAACACCGUGAUCUUUCGUCACUUAGCCUCAGCGAUGUUCAAGGGCUUCUCCGAGAUGAGCUCAAUCGAUACCAAUCACCGAUCUCGAUUCAAGAUGUACAAUAA
Cooperia oncophora is the source of this 1104-nucleotide messenger RNA. The record is from the annotation of a GenBank genome assembly. NCBI's taxonomy places the organism in Eukaryota, Metazoa, Nematoda, Chromadorea, Rhabditida, Trichostrongylidae.